AGCCUGGUUGUUAAUUACAUAGGAAGGCUUGGUACGAUAUCAUGCCCCCGUUUGGCAGAGAUGGUUUCUGGGAUGCGUGGAUCGAUCCGGGUCACGGACGAACACAUUACGGUGUCAUUCAUCAAUCGUCUCACCUCUAAGAUGGUCCAAUCUACGGGGCGAUGAGCCUGCUAAACAGCACGCGCCCGCUGGGUGGACAGUUUGGACCACGCGAGUAAUCGGAAAACACAAGGGUCAACACGGAAUGCACUUUACGACAAAAUCCAAUCUCCUCUGCCACAAGACAUCAAGGACGUGGAGUUUCUUACGACGCUUUGGAGGUCUCUCUCUCUCUCUGACACACUCUCGCGAGUGGUCGAUAAUUCCAUUCCGACUGAAAAUCAUUAUCGGAUUUGGCGAUGAGCCAGGGUGAAUGGACGGAUGGAUUUACUGGGCCAGAGGAGAGCCAGCAAAAAACCAAAGCGCCCAGUGUCCCACAUGUGGCACACAUAUGGGCACACACUAUAAAAGCACGCCAAUGUCCAACGGGGCCGACCAUUUGGUCCCGAGCCGUAGAUCGUGCGAUCGUGCACAAUGAAAGCGAUAUUGUUGCUCCUGCUAACGGUUGCCAUCGGCACGUGCCGGACGGAACCCUUCAAGGGAACGCGCACUUACAACCUCGAAACGGACGCCGAUCGGUACGGACGGUACGAGCGCGUUCUGCUCGGUAUUAAAACGUCCGAAGGGCUACGUUUGGAUCCCGCCCUGCUGGACGAGGUGCGUCAGGUGUUGCUGGAAGAGGAACGCCAGCAAGCAUCCGGUCCGGGAGCCACGCCGGUCAAUGUGCAACUGUACAAACCACUUCAAUCGCGCCAUAUUGCUCAAUUGCUUUACCGGGCGCGAAUCAACGAAGCAGCGCAGCACCGGAGCACUCGAUAGCAUUAGUAUGCACCGCAAAAUCAGACAGCGCAACCGGUUGGGUUGGCAUAUUUUUUGGGACUGGUGCGCUGGUAUGGUUUUGGCAAUGACCAAACUGGGCGCAAGGUGAACAAAGUACAAAAUAAAUAUUUUAGAACCAGGUGCUUUCGAGUUGUGCAUUAAAUUAAGCGCGUGUCUCCAUGAAGACGUUAGGAGUCCUAAGAUCAACAAUGACUUGUUAUAGGAAU
Molecule: messenger RNA, 1145 nt
Organism: Anopheles stephensi (Asian malaria mosquito)
Lineage: Eukaryota; Metazoa; Arthropoda; Insecta; Diptera; Culicidae
Exons: 2
Coding region: 574-918 (114 amino acids)
Source: RefSeq, a predicted model, not a curated record